AUGAAUCCUGAGAACCUCUCCUUCAAACGCUUUCCGCAAUUCGACAAGUCGCUCGCUGUGUGGGAACCGAACUACGGUGAUUGCGACAUGGUCAACACAUGCGAAGACAUGGCUAACUGUGCAACAGCCCCUCUGACUACUACUGAAGUCAUCGAAGCAAUCCUACCAUUCGUCCCGUCGUCGACCGCCUUGCCCAUACAACCCAAGACCCUGAAGGCCCUAUUCGAGUAG
Molecule: messenger RNA, 231 nt
Organism: Parastagonospora nodorum SN15
Lineage: Eukaryota; Fungi; Ascomycota; Dothideomycetes; Pleosporales; Phaeosphaeriaceae
Exons: 2
Coding region: 1-231 (76 amino acids)
Source: RefSeq, a predicted model, not a curated record